AUGAAGAAUUUUGUGCAGUCCUGCGACCAAUGUCAGAAGACCGGGAACAUUACUAGAAGAAAUGAGAUGCCACUGAAUUGCAUCCUCGAAGUAGAACUGUUCGAUGUAUGGGGAGUAGAUUUUAUGGGACCCUUUCCUUCAUCAUGUGGAAACUAUUAUAUCUUGGUGGCAAUGGACUAUGUGUCGAAAUGGGUAGAAGCCAUAGCUUCUCCUACCAGCAACACCAAAACAAAAUAUGGAGUUAGUCACAAAAUAGCAACACCCUACCAUCCCCAAACCAAUGGACAAGCGGAGAUAUCCAACCAGGAGAUCAAAUCGAUAUUAGAAAAGACAGUGUCCAAUUCCCGCAAAGACUGGUCAUUGAAAUUAGAUGAUGCUUUAUGGGCAUACCGUACUGCUUUCAAGACUCCAAUUGGAUGUGUAGAGCCUCCACGAGCUGGCCGUAAGCAUUUCAUGGGCAUGGAGGUGUCAUAG
Zingiber officinale is the source of this 474-nucleotide messenger RNA. RefSeq lists its product as uncharacterized. Lineage: Eukaryota; Viridiplantae; Streptophyta; Magnoliopsida; Zingiberales; Zingiberaceae. The transcript is spliced from 3 exons. Gene Ontology annotation, molecular function: nucleic acid binding. The record is from RefSeq and is a predicted model, not a curated record. Bases 1 to 474 code for a protein of 157 amino acids.